AUGUCUCCCUGGAAUACAUUACGUCAAGAUGAGGAUUUGAGAACCGAGAUUCUUCAAGAUGUUGAGCGUUGCAUGCCAGAAAACGCGUAUUUUCGAGAACCAUCGGCGCAAAGUGCAUUGCUCGAUAUUCUUUUCGUCUAUUGCAAGCUCAAUCGAGACAUUGGCUACCGGCAGGGCAUGCAUGAGGUUCUUGCACCGGUUGUUUGGGUUGUUUUCUGCGAUGCUAUAGACUCUAAGGAUGUUCGGCAGCCUGAGAAGGGUGACCUCGUUUAUGUCUUACUGGAUCCAGGCUACAUCGAGCACGAUGCCUUCACGCUCUUUACGAAAGUAAUGCAAACGGUCAGGUCUUUCUAUGAGAUAGGCAACAGCAGUGAACCAGUGACUGCAGGGCUGCUCAACAGCUCUCCUAUCGUCGAGCGCAGUAAGCGCAUUCACGAAAAUUAUCUACACCACGCCGAUCCAGAGCUCGCGGAGCACCUAACCGCCAUUGAAAUUCUUCCUCAAAUCUUUUUGAUCCGAUGGAUACGGCUGCUAUUUGGUCGCGAGUUCCCUUUCGACGAUGUACUUGCAUUGUGGGACAUACUCUUCGCAGAAGACCCUGAAUUGGAAUUGGUUGAUUUUAUAUCUGUGAGCAUGCUUUUGCGGAUACGGUGGCAACUGCUUGAAGCCGACUACACGGCUGCAUUGACACUCCUUUUGCGAUAUCCUGUUCCACAGCCGCCUCAUGGGCCUUCCACCUUCGUGAGCGAUGCGCUUUACUUACGCGACAAUCUCUUCUUGGAUGGCGGCCACCACAUAAUUUCAAAGUACUCGAAUAAGUCCCCUGAGACGACAGUGACACGAAAAUUGCCGAAGAAGAUUAGGAGAGCGCGUACCGCGGAGCAAGAAGCAACACAAAACGCUGUGACCCCAACACUUGCCUUCCCACAGCAGAAUAAUGAGCACCGACGGAUCGAAAGCAUUCUCCAGGAUGCGGCGAAAGGCUUGUACAUCACAGGCGAAAAAUGGGGGGUUGCCAAAGCUUUACGGGGGGCUGUCCAGGGGCUCCAGUCAACGAACGCGUCUCCGAGUCGGCUUGGGGAGCAACAGCCAAGACUCCAAAGGCAAGUGGCCGACAGCUCGGCUAAUGAGCUUCUAAAGAGGAUUGAGGCCCUGGAGAGACGCAACGCAGCUUUAGGCAAAAUGCUUGAAAAGGUUGUGGAAGAGCUGUGGUCACAACAAAAGGACAAGGCCAAAGCACAGACCGAAGGGGAGCAAGGCUCAGAUGCGCUCGGCCUGGCUAUUGCAAAAGUCCAAUUCGUCCAAGUCUAUUUGGAGAAUUCAAGCAUGGGAUUACCUGAUGAUGAAUCCAGUGCUUCCGAAGACAAGAAGAUUGCCAUGAUUGGAGAUGUAACAAACGAAGCAGAUCCAGCGAGGCAACCGCCUAACACAUCGGAAGAGGAAAAGCUUUCACCCGUAAAAUCGCCACAAAAGCCUCUUCGUUCGGCAGGGGAGCAAGAAAGAAGUACGCCCGCGCUGCCGAAAGAGCCUAGCACACCAACUCAUGCCUCCCCUAUGUUGCGGCCUUCGCUCUCUCAGUCACCCUACUCCUGGAUGCUAGGCGAAGAGCAGCCAAAAAGUCAAUUCGUGCCGUCUUCGCCUUUCCAGCCAGAUGGGCAUGAUUUCAAAAAGCAAGCAGCAGGCUUGUUUGGUGACGACAAUCGAAGGAAGGAUGGCGAGGAAGACGACGAUGUGUUUACAGCCCCAAGAAGAAAGCGAUAA
Messenger RNA from Bacidia gigantensis, 1761 nucleotides. RefSeq lists its product as uncharacterized. Gene Ontology annotation, biological process: activation of GTPase activity. The transcript has 3 exons. The coding region runs from base 1 to 1761 and encodes 586 amino acids. NCBI's taxonomy places the organism in Eukaryota, Fungi, Ascomycota, Lecanoromycetes, Lecanorales, Ramalinaceae. Gene Ontology annotation, molecular function: GTPase activator activity. The record is from RefSeq and is a predicted model, not a curated record.